UGUCACCCGAGCCUUUUUGCAAACGUCAACAAACCACCAAAACCUAUGAUUUUUCUUAAAUCAUAUAGAAGAAAAGACCGAAAAUAGAGUUUAGAUCAAAUAAUUUUAAUAGAUUUCGAUAAGUAACUGCUUUAUUUAAAUCUAUACUAAAAUAUGUUUAACUGGGUGUAUUUCUUAGUUAUUUAUUGCAUAGCCAGCACUUCUGCAUUGUACUUUCACAUAGGUGAAACAGAAAGAAAAUGCUUCAUAGAAGAAAUUCCUGAUGAAACUAGUGUGGUUGUAAACUACAAAGUCCAACUCUAUGAUCCCAGAACAGGAGGUUUCAUGCCCUCAUCCCCUGGUAUAGGAAUGCACGUAGACAUUCGAGACCCUGAUGACAAAACCAUCCUGUCUAGAGUCUACUCUUCUGAAGGAAAGAUCUCUUUUACCUCUCAUGCUCCAGGAGAACAUGUUAUCUGCAUGUAUUCAAACAGUUCUGCCUGGUUUGGUGGCUCACAAUUAAGGGUCCAUUUAGACAUACAAGUUGGAGAACACGCCAUCAACUAUGGAGAAGUGGUUCAAAAAGAAAAACUAUCAGAGUUACAGCUUAGAGUGAGGCAACUAUUAGAUCAAGUUGAGCAAAUAACAAAGGAGCAGAACUAUCAAAGGUUCAGAGAAGACAGAUUUCGUCAAACAAGUGAAAGCACAAACUCGAGGGUUUUAUGGUGGUCCAUCACCCAAACCGCUGUACUGAUCUGUAUGGGAGCGUGGCAGAUGAGACAUCUGAAGAAGUUCUUUGAAGCAAAGAAAUUAGUAUAAUGUGGUAAAAGUGUUCUACUUUUUUUUUUAAAUAUAUGUAUGUUUUUCUUGUUUUGUA
Messenger RNA from Anthonomus grandis grandis, 856 nucleotides. It is a transcript of the gene eca, whose product is annotated as transmembrane emp24 domain-containing protein eca. The record is from RefSeq and is a predicted model, not a curated record. Lineage: Eukaryota; Metazoa; Arthropoda; Insecta; Coleoptera; Curculionidae. The transcript has 3 exons. Bases 154 to 798 code for a protein of 214 amino acids. Gene Ontology annotation, cellular component: COPII-coated ER to Golgi transport vesicle; endoplasmic reticulum-Golgi intermediate compartment; Golgi apparatus. Gene Ontology annotation, biological process: endoplasmic reticulum to Golgi vesicle-mediated transport; Golgi organization; intracellular protein transport.